Messenger RNA from Antechinus flavipes (yellow-footed antechinus), 2044 nucleotides. It is a transcript of the gene BMERB1, whose product is annotated as bMERB domain containing 1. Gene Ontology annotation, biological process: negative regulation of microtubule depolymerization. The record is from RefSeq and is a predicted model, not a curated record. Lineage: Eukaryota; Metazoa; Chordata; Mammalia; Dasyuromorphia; Dasyuridae. The coding region runs from base 173 to 787 and encodes 204 amino acids. Gene Ontology annotation, cellular component: microtubule cytoskeleton. The transcript is spliced from 6 exons.
CCUUCCUGGGUACCAGUCGGACGCUCCCGGACUCUGCCGGCGGAAGAGAUGCAGUAGCGUCACGGGCGCCCAGCCCCUUAAAACGCCGCUGGCUGGAGCCACCUCCCUCCUUGCAGCCCGCUGGGGGGGGAUGGAGUAAAGGAGACCCAUCGACCGGCCAGUGGAACCGGCAAUGGAGUUAAAGCAAUCCUUGUCCGCCCACCUGGAGGCUGAAAAGCCGCUGAGGCGCUAUGGGGCCGUGGAGGAGACGGAGUGGAAAGCGGAGGGACUGGGGAGAAAUCAACUUGACAUCAUUUCCAUGGCUGAGACAACCAUGAUGCCGGAGGAGAUUGAGUUGGAGAUGGCAAAAAUUCAACGUCUUCGGGAAGUCUUAGUCAGAAGGGAAUCAGAACUCAGGUUUAUGAUGGAUGAUAUCCAACUGUGCAAGGACAUCAUGGACCUUAAACAAGAACUGCAGAAUUUAGUCGCCAUUCCAGAAAAAGAAAAAACUAAACUGCAAAAGCAGAGAGAGGAUGAAUUGAUCCAGAAGAUCCACAAAUUGGUACAAAAGAGAGACUUCCUGGUGGAUGAUGCUGAAGUGGAGCGAUUACGUGAACAAGAGGAAGACAAGGAAAUGGCAGAAUUUCUGAGAAUCAAGUUGAAACCUCUAGAAAAAGUAACCAAAUCUCCAGCCAGUUCUCCGGCAGAGAAGAAGGCAGAACCCCCACCUACUAAACCUACAGUUGCCAAGACUGGGAUCGCACUCAUUAAGGAUUGUUGUGGGGCCACCCAAUGCAACGUUAUGUAGCCCCCAGAGGGCUCUCCUGUGGCCUUGGGGCCAUCCCCACCCUCUUAUCUUUAUAGCCCCCAUUUCACCGGGGCCAAAAUAAAACAAAAAACUUUAUAAGGCAGAAGGGAUCAAAGGCAACCCUAAUUCUGCCAAGAGGGCCAUGGGCGUGGUGGGGCCCAGCCGUCAUGUACAGAGUGUAGCAAUAGGGAGUCCCUCACUGUUGCAUGGCCCUCCCCAUGCGCAUGCUGAAUACAGGAGUUAUGUAUAGCAGUUUAUCCAACCAUUGGGAAAGAGUUGUCUUUUUAAAAAGAAAAGUAUAUAUACAUAUAAUCCCAUUGUACAAACAAGCUGGGAGAGGGGCAUGUUCCCCAAGUGUGUACAAUUGUGAUUUUUUUUUUUUUUUUUUAAGAAUUUAGCACUUUAUAGGACAAGUCCCAUGCCCCUUCUCUCGUUGAAACUGCCCCACCUCCUGUUUCCCCCCUUGCCCUCACCUGGGAGUUCUGCCAGUGCACCAGAUGACAGGAGUUACAAGAAGCCAGCAUCAUCUUCUCCUGAUCCUAUAGUAAUAGAAACCUCACAGUCAGUCCCUAGAUCAUGAACUUAUUGGGUCAGUGAAGAAAGGGAGAAGAGGUUGCAGCCUGCCAUUGCUGGCUAUUUGGCAUCCUUCCCAGGUGUCAUCUGAGUGCUGUUGUGGCCAAUCCCUUCUCCCAUAUUAUGUGUGUGUGAGCCUGGGUCAGCCCUUUCAAGCCUAAGUCUAUCACUAGAGCUCUGGUACCCCUUUUUUUCAUUUCCCAUGAAGGCCAUUCUCUGUGCAUUGCCUCAGCCAGAAUAGGGAUGGAAUAAUCAAGACAAAGAGAACAGCUAUACAUGGUUCUCCUGGGUCUAGAUUAAUUCUAGAGAGUUGAGUAAGAUUAGAGGUAAUGAGGAUACAGUAUAAAGGUCUGAGAGGGGCUCUCUAUUUGCCAAUGGGGCACAGAGAAGCUGCCAUGAGUGUGACUGCCUCAACAGCCAGAUUUGACUUCUUGAGGAACAAAAGAGCAUGAUGGAUGGGAGAGUCAGCAUGCCCCAACAUCUGUGUUCCACUGUGCACUGGCUUAUUUUAAUCAGUCUGCCAAUUUAACCCAUGUAAAUCUCUUCGUACAUUUGCUGUAGCCAGCAGGGCGCGGUUUGUGCAACAUCUCUAUGUGUGUGUGGCCUAAAUAGUUAUGUGACUCAAGACUUGCUGAUGUGCAAUCAUCCAUCUGGAAAAAAAUAAUAAAAAUGUAAACAAAUGAA